UGCCGCUAUACCUAUCUGAAAUACAAACAAUUAAAGCCAAAAUCAGGAUCAGGCAAAAUGGUUGUCAAGCACAGAAAGGAUUUUGCCGCCACAAAAUAAAAAUAAAAUCGAAUCUAACCGCCCACAGAAAACGCCAAAAAAAGGAAAAAUAAUUAAAAUCGAAUCCUCAUAUUUAUUCAUCCCCAGCCCUUCGAAACAUUACACAAACUCCAUUUUUUCCAGUCCUGUUCUGUCUGUGUGGAAAGAAAAUGGCGAGCUCCAAAUGGCAGGGCUCUGUAGAAAGCAAUGUCAUGGCACCGCUGGAAGUCGUGUGGAAGAUAACAAGAGACUUUUACGGCCUACAUAAGUGGUUUCCGGGCAUGAAAUCGUCGGAAAGAGUGGAAGGAGCGCCUGAACAGGGCGUGGGCUCUGUGCGCCGCUGUAUAAGACCAUUGCAUGAUGGCACUGAAUCUUGUGUCCUAGAGGAGCUCAUUUCUCAGGACGAUUCUAACCAUUCAUAUACAUAUCGCAUCACGGAAACAAAUAUUCCGGGCUUUAAUGGCUACCAGGCUACCAUUCAAGUCUGUGAAGCGAAGGAACAGGACAACUGUUUGCUGAAAUGGUCUUUCGAGAUGGACCUUACCGACGGCCAUUCCAAAGAGGAUACUGAAGCCCUUUUUAGUUCCAUUCUCACUGGCAUUGCCAAGCAUUUGGAACAGCUCAUUUCUUCACAGUAAAACUUGUAAAUUGUCUGUUAUGUUUGUCAAUAAGUCGAUUUCAUAUGUGUGGUGUUUUGCAGGGCUGCCUGUGUUUUAAGUGAUGUUUGUUUUGAUAGACUUUUGUGUGUUCGGGGGGAUUUGAGUAAUUCUUCUUGUCAAAU
Cryptomeria japonica (Japanese cedar) is the source of this 859-nucleotide messenger RNA. RefSeq names its product lachrymatory-factor synthase-like. NCBI's taxonomy places the organism in Eukaryota, Viridiplantae, Streptophyta, Pinopsida, Cupressales, Cupressaceae. The coding region runs from base 249 to 716 and encodes 155 amino acids. The record is from RefSeq and is a predicted model, not a curated record. The transcript has a single exon.